CAAAAAGUUACAUUAUGCAUAUCAGACAGAAACUAAGACAGCAGCAUUAUAAACACAAGAAAAAUUUAACAACUUUAUAUGUUUUAAGAAUUUGGCAAGGAUUUGAAGCUUUCCUGUGAUUAUAAGAUAAUGGAUACUAAUUCAGGAAAUUGGAGAUGUCCUAGAAAGUUUCAAUUGCUUGUUACUUCAGUUCUUCUUUUACUGCAAAACUUUCUGAUCAUCCCUCAGAUAUUUGCAGAGGCAACAAGCUCAGUGCAUAUUGUAUACAUGGGAGAUAAAAUAUAUCACAAGCCAGAAACUACUAAAAAGUAUCACCACAAAAUGUUGUCUUCACUCCUAGGAAGCAAAGAAGCUGCAAAGAAUUCACUUCUUUAUAGCUAUAAGCAUGGAUUUUCAGGGUUUGCUGCUAGAAUGACAAAAUCUCAAGCUGAAGAUAUAGCAAAGUUUCCUGAGGUAAUUUCUGUCAUUCCAAAUAGCAUUCACAAGCUCCACACAACAAGAAGCUGGGACUUUAUUGGGGUUCAUCAUCCCUCCUCAAAAAAUGUUUACACUAAAAGAGACUUAGGUGAAGGAACCAUCAUUGGUGUCAUAGACACAGGCAUUUGGCCAGAGUCAGCAAGUUUUAAUGAUGAAGCAAUGGGAAAAAUCCCAACAAGGUGGAAAGGAGUUUGUCAAGUGGGACAACACUUCAACUCAACAAACUGCAACAAGAAGAUAAUUGGUGCUAGAUGGUUCCUGAAAGGAAUAAGUGAUCACACUAAUCACACAUCAGAAUAUCUCUCAGCUAGAGAUGCUAUUGGCCAUGGAACUCACACAGCUUCCACAGCAGCUGGAUAUUUUGUUGAAAAUGCAAAUCAUAGAGGACUUGCUUCUGGUUUAGCCAGAGGAGGAGCACCUUUGGCUCACUUGGCUAUCUACAAGGCUUGUUGGGACAUUUCUGUUGGAGACUGCACUGAUGCUGAUAUCCUCAAAGCAUUUGACAUGGCUAUACAUGAUGGUGUAGAUGUCUUAACUGUUUCUCUUGGAAUUGGCAUUCCUUUGUUCUCCUAUGUCGAUCAACGCGACACAAUAGCAAUCGGUUCUUUCCAUGCAGCUGCAAAGGGUAUCGCAGUUGUUUGUUCAGCUGGAAAUUCUGGGCCUAUUUCUCAAACCAUUACCAAUACAGCACCAUGGAUCAUUACAGUUGCAGCCACUACAAUAGACAGGGCCUUUCCAACAACCAUUACACUUGGAAAUAACCUCACUUUGUUUGGAGAGUCUAUUGACAAAGGAAAACAUAAUAUUGGAUUUGUCGGCCUCACAUACUCCGAACGUAUUGCUCGUGAUCCAUCUAAUGAUUUAGCCAAGGAUUGUCAGCUUGGAAGUCUGAAUGAAUCAAUGGCAGCAGGCAAAAUUGUUCUAUGCUUUUCGGUAUCAGAUCAACAAGAUAUUGUUUCUGCAGCACUUACAGUAAAGGAAGCUGGUGGAGUUGGAUUAAUAUAUGCACAGAAACAUGAAGAGGGACUCAAUGAAUGUGGUAUAUUACCAUGCAUUAAGGUCGACUAUGAAGUUGGAACACAACUACUAACCUAUAUUAGAAGAGCAAGGUUUCCAAUUGCAAGUCUAAGUUUUCCAAAGACUGUUAUUGGAAAUUGGAUAUCUCCAAGAGUUGCAUCUUUCUCAUCUAGAGGACCAAGUACCAUGUCUCCAACUGUGUUAAAGCCUGACAUAGCUGCACCUGGUGUGGACAUUUUGGCUGCAUUUCCACCAAAGAACAGUAAAAAGAGCAGUGGAUUUACAUUUUUAUCUGGAACAUCAAUGUCUUGUCCCCAUGUGGCAGGAAUAGCAGCACUCAUCAAAUCCAAACACCCAACUUGGUCACCUGCAGCCAUAAGAUCAGCUUUGGUAACAACAGCAUCCCAAAGUGGAACUGAUGCAAGCCUAAUAUCUGAAGAAGGUCCCACACACAAGGAAGCAGACCCAUUUGAUAUUGGAGGUGGACACGUGGAUCCCAUCAAAGCAAUAGAUGCAGCAGGACUCAUAUACAACAUCACCACAGAAGAUUAUAUCCAAUUCCUAUGUUCUAUGGGUCAUAGCACUGCAUCCAUUAAAAAAGUGACCAAAACAACAAGAAGUUGCAACAAACAAAAAAGCCAAACCCUAAUGAAUCUCAACCUUCCUUCCAUAUCAAUUCCAAAUCUGAAAACGGUUGCAACAGUUACGAGAACAGUUACAAAUAUUGGAAAUACAAGUGUAGUUUACAAAGCUCUAGUGAAUACUCCAUAUGGUAUAAAAGUGAGAGUUGAACCACAAAUUUUGAGCUUCAAUUCAGAUACCAAAGUUCUUACCUUUAAUGUUAGUUUCAUAUCAACUCAAAAGUUGCAUGGAGAUUACAGAUUUGGAAGCUUAACAUGGACAGAUGGCAAGCAUUUUGUGAGGACACCAAUAGCUGUGAGGACUAUACAAUUUUAAUCUUAAGCAGAUGUUAUACAAAUGAGUUUGUUCAACAUCAAUUAAAUAAGUUUUUUAUUGGACUAAUUAAACAAA
Messenger RNA from Cicer arietinum (chickpea), 2526 nucleotides. RefSeq names its product subtilisin-like protease SBT3.5. The record is from RefSeq and is a predicted model, not a curated record. Gene Ontology annotation, biological process: proteolysis. Lineage: Eukaryota; Viridiplantae; Streptophyta; Magnoliopsida; Fabales; Fabaceae. Gene Ontology annotation, molecular function: serine-type endopeptidase activity.